Molecule: messenger RNA, 519 nt
Organism: Sabethes cyaneus
Lineage: Eukaryota; Metazoa; Arthropoda; Insecta; Diptera; Culicidae
Exons: 2
Coding region: 1-519 (172 amino acids)
Biological process (GO): cilium organization
Source: RefSeq, a predicted model, not a curated record
AUGAAUGUGACUGACCCGUGGAGUAGCAGCAUUAAUUCGUCUAGCGAUAUUAAUCAGCAAAGUGAUUCGAAUCCAUCGUUGCUGCAGUUUGAAGACAACUUUGAACCAACCAGAUUCUCUGAACAAAGCAUCCAGAAACCACAAGAGGGAAGAUUACCUGAUUCGGAUAACUAUCUGGCUGUGUUAGAGAGGAAAUUGAAGAGAAUAAAGACGAACCCCAGCGUACUGCAGCAACUCGCUGAGCGUCGAGAGGUUUGCAUGCAACAUCUACUCAACGAUAACACGAACGGAAGAUUCGAUCGCUUGAAUUCAGAUUUGCUUGAGUUAGAAGAACCAGUCAACAAUUACGAAUUGCUUCGCUUUAUCAAACCAGAACAAGCACUGUCGGCUGCUGAAUUGGUGAACCUGGUAAAGUACGAUCAUCUUGAGCCGGAUCCAGGCAAUCUCCAAGAGCACGAGGCCCCAGCAACUGGUAAGGAGGGAGAAGAGAGUGGUACGGAAAGUUCAACCAGCCGCUAG